AUGACUCAGACCGAUCUUAACAAGUAUUUGAUAAACGACGUUAAUUCGUACUUGCCUACCUAUUCCUGCUUUGUCGAUCGUGUACAAGUCUGUGCUAAAGGCGGCAAUCUGGGUCCACUCUCUAUAAGCGCUAUCUAUUGCGUUCUUGUGAUAAACCCGAAUUCGGUCACAUCCUUCGCCAAUGUUAUUGUCUCGUUUGACAACCAACCUAUUUCCAGUAGUACACCACCACCAGUAGCAAAUUCGACGUCGGCCGCAGCGCAACCGACGGCCGGCACACCAACGAGCGGCACACCAACGACAACCAAUGCUAUUACCACCGUGAUCACGGUUAAUGGAGGCAUGAAGGUUAAAUGGGACUUUAUGAGCAUCUUUAUCUUUGGGCUUAGUUCGAUCAUUUGGUAUUUUGGGGGGCUAUUUUAG
This is a messenger RNA of Paraglomus brasilianum, 423 nucleotides long. The record is from the annotation of a GenBank genome assembly. Lineage: Eukaryota; Fungi; Glomeromycota; Glomeromycetes; Paraglomerales; Paraglomeraceae.